Xyrauchen texanus (razorback sucker) is the source of this 2097-nucleotide messenger RNA. It is a transcript of the gene loxl5b, whose product is annotated as lysyl oxidase-like 5b. Gene Ontology annotation, biological process: peptidyl-lysine oxidation. Lineage: Eukaryota; Metazoa; Chordata; Actinopteri; Cypriniformes; Catostomidae. The transcript is spliced from 7 exons. The record is from RefSeq and is a predicted model, not a curated record. Gene Ontology annotation, molecular function: copper ion binding; protein-lysine 6-oxidase activity. Bases 167 to 1525 code for a protein of 452 amino acids.
CCGGUGCUCCUCUGUCAGUUUCGAGUGGCACUGAGAAAAUUUCGGACUAUGCUGUUGACGCACUCCACAGUCCCACAUCCACUCGGGCAGACGCGGUUUCCAGACGAACAGCUGUACUUGGAACCACAUUAGUUUUUAUAGCUACAGCAUUUCAAUAUAUCUCAAGAUGCCAAGUUUGGUAUUAUUUUUAUAUUUACUUCAAGGACUGAAUCAUUUUAUUGCCGCGCAACAAGCUGCGCCCUGGAGAAACCGGAUCCAGUGGGUGAAUAACGGUCAGGUGUUUAGUUUAAUGAGCACCGGGUCUGAGUAUCACGCACCGGUACCGUCCAGGACACAGUCCAGGGUUAAUCUGAGCAGCAAUCGAGGCAGGACGAUGCAAAUCCGAGUGGGGGCAUCCAAUACUGUGGCUGAGAGACCCACUAAUAGCGCGUCGGACAGCGGGACAACCGCGCUUCUGGGUCCGGACAGCAUGCACUUUAUAGUGGCCAACAGCCGCGCACCAGGUGCCCGUCAAGUGCAGAUGCGUCAGAGAGCCAGAGGUCCUCCAGGAACCAGAGUUAAUGGUACCAUGCUAUCUGAAUACUCAGGCGGAGGUGUCCCUGGAAGAAGCCCAGCACGGCGAGAAAAUAACGCGCGGAGAGCGCCAGCUUUUGCCAAUAUUCAACAGCUGGUUGCGCCCACGGAGAAUUCCAACACCUUUUCAAACACCUAUAACGGACACCACAAUGAUGCGAGUGCCUCCAGAACGCCCGAGCAGGGAACAACACCUGACAAUAUGCCAGGAGAUGACCCACGAAACAGGAAUACGGUUUUCUACAACAUUUAUCAACCCGGUGGAAGGAACAACAUCCCCCGCCGCCCUCCGCCGGGCACCGGGUACGGCACCAGAUAUUUCCACAACGGUCUUCCAGACCUUGUUGCAGACCCGUAUUCUAUCCAGGCGGGCUCGUAUAUCCAGCGCGUACAGAUGUACGCGCUCCGCUGCGCGGCUGAGGAAAACUGCCUGUCGCGGUCAGCAUACAGGCCGGCAGUGAGAGAUAUUGACUACAGAGUUCUUCUCCGGUUUCCACAAAAAGUCAGAAACAUGGGAACAACUGACUUUCUGCCAGUCAAACCCAGACAUGAGUGGGAGUGGCACAGCUGUCAUCAGCACUAUCACAGCAUGGACGCGUUCAGUCACUACGAUCUCCUGGACAUCAACACUGGACUAAAGGUCGCUGAAGGACAUAAAGCGAGCUUCUGUCUGGAGGACACUGGCUGUGAUCCCGGCUUUCAUCGCAGAUACGCCUGCACUACACACACGCAGGGAUUGAGUCCAGGUUGCCAUGACACUUAUGCAGCCAAUAUUGACUGCCAGUGGAUCGACAUCACAGAUGUUCCUCCAGGAAACUACAUUCUUAAGGUCACAGUCAAUCCAAACUUCCUGGUGCCCGAGUCUGACUUCUCUAAUAAUGUCGUGCGAUGUGAGGUCAUUUACUCUGGCCAUUUCAUCCAAACACGAAAUUGCAGAAUAACUGGGAAUUAAAGACAUCGGAUCAUGUUAAUGUGUUAGCGUACAUUUUAAAGGCCUAUAUAAUAGGUAAUAAUUUAAUUGAAAAGUUUCUCAGUAACUUGAAACGUUCCAUGCAAUUGAAGACAAAUGUACUGUACUGUCUCUAUUUCUACAAUAAUUACAUUUCUUGCCUAGUAUGUAUGUUUGUAUCCUAUUGCUUUUAAACGUUUGUAUUUAUUGCAUAGAGUAUUAUAAAUAUAUAUAAUGUCCAUUAAACUAAGAUAAUGUUCAUUUGGACGUUCCACUUGAUUUUGAGUUCAUAGUGGUUGAGCGUAUUUCUCCAGUUCAGACCACUUGUGUAAAAUUUACAUUUGAAAUACUCUUAAGAGUUGAUACUCCAAAUUCUGGGCCAAUAUUUCUGUAUCUUAAAAAGCUUUGUGAAUAUGCAAUAUGUCGAGUUUUACUGUGUUCACUGUCUGCCUUUUUCCUUUGCCAUGAUUAUCAUAUUCGUACCAUGAAUCCUGGACUUGGAUGGACGAAGCCGUUUGGCUUGAUAUACAAUAAACAAAACAAAUAGAGUGAAUGUAAUACAGAAAUGAAUUGUG